This is a messenger RNA of Coregonus sp. 'balchen', 18153 nucleotides long. Lineage: Eukaryota; Metazoa; Chordata; Actinopteri; Salmoniformes; Salmonidae. The record is from the annotation of a GenBank genome assembly.
CUCUCCCCCCUCUCUCUCUCUUCUCUUCCUCCCCUCCCUCUCCCCGCUGUCUCUCUCUGUCUCCUCACCCUUCCAUCCUCCAGUAUGAUGAUGAGGAGAGAUCGUCUGCUCCUAGCUGUGACCCUCACAGCCAUUUUUGCCGCUGACCUCUACUUCGUCCUGGUCCCCAAGCUCCGCCACAGACAACCAGGACCAGCGGAUGGAGGCUGCCUCUGUCCCUCCUCCAGGGGGACUAACUUCACCCUUGCUGGGUACAGUGGCCUCACCACCCCCUGGUUCUCCAACACCACCUCCGUAGACCUCCAGGGUAAGGGGGUCGGAGCUACGGACGACUCCACAGAUUGGGGCUCGAAGCUGGGGAGGCUGUUUGCUCACCCCCUGUAUAACAUUCAGACACCGGAGCUCGGGCUGGAAGAGAGACUGAUGCAGUCUGAAGAGCUAAUGGAGUAUUACAGGAGGAAGGUCUCGCGCUGGGAGAGGUGAGUACAGUACACACAGCCCUGAGUUUAGACCUUUCUCAAUGUUUUAUGGUUGUGAUUUAGUUUUGGUGGGACUAGACAUUUGAAGAGACACGUAUGGGUCACUGACAUCACGGCCGUGGAUCCCUGACACAUGCAUAAACACGCCAUUUUCACUCUUCUUCUGAUUCGCAUUCUCUGUCUCACACACACGCACAGACACUCAAGCAUAAGCACGUCAACAACUCAAAACUAUUUCUCUUAGGCAAGCAAUUUUCCCAUAAAGACUAAUCCUAUGAACUGUCUUUAAAGUCGAUGUCAUAAACAGCAUUUAAUGGAGGGCUGCAACCAACACUCACACGUCAUUGAGAGCCUAUGUCUGGAUCUCGCUGUGCUAGGUAAACAAGACUCUCAAACCUGAUCAAACCCUUUAAACCUGUGAGAGCUGAACAGACUGUAGCUGUCUUGGCUCCUGUCUUACCCUGUCAAUCACAGCCCAGUGCAUUCCCCUCAGAGAGAUCCUGUUUGGGCUCCAAUGGUGGAAAAACACAAGAAAUAUGAAGAGAGGAGAUUUCUCCCCCUUGGCUACGUUCUAAAUAUGCACAUAACAAUGGUUACUCCAGGGCUUAGUGGGAGUGUCUUGCAAAAUCUUGCAACAGCCUGUUAACAGAAGAGGAUGGAUGGUUUUUAGGGGGACUUCUGGGGACAGUUUGGACUGUUUAAUCUGGAGGAUGAAAAUAGGCAGUUAUAGUAUACUGUGGGGUUUACAGGUCAAUCACUAUGGUUUAUGAUGUGUGUGUGUGUGCAUAUGUGCGUGCGUGGUAUACAUUAUCAAUAGUCUGAAUCAAGAGCACUGAAAGAGGAGGGUGAUGUGGUUUUGCAGCCAGCUGCUUGCUCCCUGGUCUCUGGUCUGUGGGUUUGUGGUCUCUGGUUGUGGUCUGUGGUGAGCCUUCCUGAUUAUACAGAACUGUCACUGUGGGCCAGUUAGGUCAGGAAUACUCUGAAUGAAUGUACUUGCUUUGACGACCCCUCAUAUCAUCUGACCACAGCAGCUGAUGAUGCUUAAACACAGUGAAACAAUCAACCCUCCCACUUACCACAUUCAGAACUGGCACAACGGUGCAACAAUGCCACAUGCUUCCCCAGCCUCCUCAAUGGUCUGAAUGUUUGCUUUGGAUCCAGAGUGAUUCCUGCCCAUACUGUAUGUUUCUGUGGAGAUAUGUAUACAGAGGUGUCAGAAAAGGAGGAGAAGAAGGUAGGGUGAACAGCUCGGAACCUCCGAGAGGGAGUCAGAGAGUCCAAGAGGGAGGUGGUAACAGUGUGUAGGCUUUGCCACUACAAAUGUUUUCCAGAAUAAUCUGCAUUUGUCUUUGACGGUUCUCCUGUGAAUCUGUUCUCCUCUCAGUCUGUUCUCCUCUCAGUCUGUUCUCCUCUCAGUCUGUCCUCCUGUGAGUCUGUUCUCCUCUCAGUCUGUUCUCCUCUCAGUCUGUUCUCCUCUCAGUCUGUUCUCCUCUCAGUCUGUUCUCCUCUAAGUCUGUUCUCAUCUCGGUCUGUUCUCCUCUCAGUCUGUUCUCCUCUCAGUCUGUUCUCCUGUGAGUCUGUUCUCCUCUCAGUCUGUUCUCCUCUCAGUCUGUUCUCCUGUGAGUCUGUUCUCCUCUCAGUCUGUUCUCUUCUCAGUCUGUUAUCUUCUCAGUCUGUUCUCCUGUGAGUCUGUUCUCCUCUCAGUCUGUUCUCCUCUCAGUCUGUUCUCCUGUGAGUCUGUUCUCCUCUCAGUCUGUUCUCCUGUGAGUCUGUUCUCCUCUCAGUCUGUUCUCCUCUCAGUCUGUUCUCUUCUCAGUCUGUCCUCUUCUCAGUCUGUUCUCCUGUGAGUCUGUUCUCCUCUCAGUCUGUUCUCCUCUCAGUCUGUUCUCCUCUCAGUCUGUUCUCCUGUGAGUCUGUUCUCCUCUUAGUCUGUUCUCCUCUCAGUCUGUUCUCCUCUCAGUCUCUUCUCUUCUGUCUGUUCUCCUCUCAGUCUGUUCUCCUGUGUGUCUGUUCUCCUGUGAGUCUGUUCUCCUCUCAGUCUGUUCUCCUGUGAGUCUGUUCUCUUCUCAGUCUGUUCUCUUCUCAGUCUGUUCUCCUCUCAGUCUGUUCUCCUCUCAGUCUGUUCUCCUCUCAGUCUGUUCUCCUCUCAGUCUGUUCUCCUGUGAAUCUGUUCUCCUGUGAGUCUGUUCUCCUCUCAGUCUGUUCUCCUGUGAGUCUGUUCUCUUCUCAGUCUGUUCUCUCCUCUGUUUGUUCUCCUCUCAGUCUGUUAUCUUCUGUCUGUUCUCCUCUCAGUCUGUUCUCCUCUCAGUCUGUUCUCCUGUGAGUCUGUUCUCCUGUGAGUCUGUUCUCCUGUGAGUCUGUUCUCCUCAGUCUGUUCACCUGUGAGUCUGUUCUAUUCUCAGUAUGUUCUCUCCUCUGUCUGUUCUCCUCUCAGUCUGUUAUCUUCUGUCUGUUCUCCACUCAGUCUGUUCUCCUCUCAGUCUGUUCUCCUCUCAGUCUGUUCUCCUGUGAGUCUGUUCUCCCCUCAGUCUGUUCUCAUGUGAGUCUGUUCUCUUCUCAGUCUGUUCUCUCUUCUGUAUGUUCUCCUCUCAGUCUGUUCUCCUCUCAGUCUGUUCUCCUGUGAGUCUGUUCUCCUUUCAGUCUGUUCUCCUGUGAGUCUGUUCUCCUCUCAGUCUGUUCUCUUCUCAGUCUGCUCUCCUCUCAGUCUGUUCUCCUCUCAGUCUGUUCUCCUCUCAGUCUGUUCAUCUCUGAGUCUGUUCUCCUGUGAGUCUGUUCUCCUGUGAGUCUGUUCUCCUCAGUCUGUUCUCCUGUGAGUCUGUUCUCCUCUCAGUCUGUUCUCUUCUCUGUCUGUUCUCCUCUCAGUCUGUUCUCCUCUCAGUCUGUUCUCCUCUCAGUCUGUUCUCCUGUGAGUCUGUUCUCCUCUCAGUAUGUUCUCUUCUCAGUCUGUUCUCCUCUCAGUCUGUUCUCCUCUCAGUCUGUUCUCUUCUGUCUGUUCUCCUCUCAGUCUGUUCUCCUCUGAGUCUGUUCUCCUCUCAGUCUGUUCUCCUCUCAGUCUGUUCUCUUCUGUCUGUUCUCCUCUCAGUCUGUUCUCCUGUGAGUCUGUUCUCCUCUCAGUCUGUUCUCUUCUCAGUCUGUUCUCCUCUCAGUCUGUUCUCCUGUGAGUCUGUUCUCCUUUCAGUAUGUUCUCUUCUCAGUCUGUUCUCCUCUCAGUCUGUUCUUCUCUGAGUCUGUUCUCCUGUGAGUCUGUUCUCCUGUGAGUCUGUUCUCCUCUCAGUCUGUUCUCUUCUCAGUCUGUUCUCCUGUGAGUCUGUUCUCCUCUCAGUCUGCUCUCCUCUCAGUCUGUUCUCCUCUCAGUCUGUUCACCUCUCAGUCUGUUCACCUCUCAGUCUGUUCUCUUCUGUCUGUUCUCCUCUCAGUCUGUUCUCCUCUGAGUCUGUUCUCCUCUCAGUCUGUUCUCCUCUCAGUCUGUUCUCUUCUGUCUGUUCUCCUCUCAGUCUGUUCUCCUCUGAGUCUGUUCUCCUCUCAGUCUGUUCUCCUCUCAGUCUGUUCUCCUCUCAGUCUGUUCUCCUGUGAGUCUUUUCUCCUGUGAAUCUGUUCUCCUCAGUCUGUUCUCCUGUGAGUCUGUUCUCCUCUCAGUCUGUUCUCUUCUGUCUGUUCUCCUCUCAGUCUGUUCUCCUCUGAGUCUGUUCUCCUGUGAGUCUGUUCUCCUGUGAAUCUGUUCUCCUCAGUCUGUUCUCCUGUGAGUCUGUUCUCCUCUCAGUCUGUUCUCCUCUCAGUCUGUUCUCUUCUCAGUCUGUUCUCCUCUCAGUCUGUUCUCCUGUGAGUCUGUUCUCCUCUCAGUAUGUUCUCUUCUCAGUCUGUUCUCCUCUCAGUCUGUUCUCCUCUCAGUCUGUUCUCCUGUGAGUCUGUUCUCCUGUGAGUCUGUUCUCCUCUCAGUCUGUUCUCCUCUCAGUCUGCUCUCCUCUCAGUCUGUUCUCUUCUGUCUGUUCUCCUCUCAGUCUGUUUUCCUCUGUGUCUGUUCUCCUCUCAGUCUGUUCUCCUCUCAGUCUGUUCUCUUCUGUCUGUUCUCCUCUCAGUCUGUUCUCCUGUGAGUCUGUUCUCCUCUCAGUCUGUUCUCUUCUCAGUCUGUUCUCCUCUCAGUCUGUUCUCCUGUGAGUCUGUUCUCCUCUCAGUAUGUUCUCUUCUCAGUCUGUUCUCCUCUCAGUCUGUUCUCCUCUCAGUCUGUUCUUCUCUGAGUCUGUUCUCCUGUGAGUCUGUUCUCCUGUGAGUCUGUUCUCUUCUCAGUCUGUUCUCCUCUCAGUCUGUUCUCCUCUCAGUCUGUUCUUCUCUGAGUCUGUUCUCCUGUGAGUCUGUUCUCCUGUGAGUCUGUUCUCCUCUCAGUCUGUUCUCUUCUCAGUCUGUUCUCCUGUGAGUCUGUUCUCCUGUGAAUCUGUUCUCCUCAGUCUGUUCUCCUGUGAGUCUGUUCUCCUCUCAGUCUGUUCUCUUCUGUCUUCUCAUCGUCAGUCUGUUUUUUUUCUCCUCUGAGUCUGUUCUCCUCUCAGUCUGUUCUCCUCUCAGUCUGUUCUCCUCUGUCUGUUCUCCUCUCAGUCUGUUCUCCUCUUAGUCUGUUCUCCUCUCAGUCUGUUCUCCUCUCAGUCUGUUCUCUUCUGUCUGUUCUCCUCUCAGUCUGUUCUCCUCUGAGUCUGUUCUCCUCUCAGUCUGUUCUCCUCUCAGUCUGUUCUCUUCUGUCUGUUUCUCCUCUCAGUCUGUUCUCCUCUGAGUCUGUUCUCCUCUCAUCUGUUCUCUCUCCAUUUGUUUCUCCUCUGAGUCUGUUCUCCUGUGAGUCUUUUCUCCUGUGAAUCUGUUCUCCUCAGUCUGUUCUCCUGUGAGUCUGUUCUCCUCUCAGUCUGUUCUCUUCUGUCUGUUCUCCUCUCAGUCUGUUCUCCUCUGAAUCUGUUCUCCUGUGAGUCUGUUCUCCUGUGAAUCUGUUCUCCUCAGUCUGUUCUCCUGUGAGUCUGUUCUCCUCUCAGUCUGUUCUCCUCUCAGUCUGUUCUCUUCUGUCUGUUCUCCUCUCAGUCUGUUCUCCUCUCAGUCUGUUCUCCUCUGAGUCUGUUCUCCUGUGAGUCUGUUCUCCUGUGAAUCUGUUCUCCUCAGUCUGUUCUCCUGUGAAUCUUUUCUCCUCAGUCUGUUCUCCUGUGAGUCUGUUCUCCUCUCAGUCUGUUCUCCUCUCAGUCUGUUCUCCUCUCAGUCUGUUCUCCUGUCAGUCUGCUCUCCUCUCAGUCUGUUCUCCUCUGUCUGUUCUCCUCUCAGUCUGUUCCCCUCUCAGUCUGUUCUCCUCUGUCUGUUCUCCUCUCAGUCUGUUCUCCUCUCAGUCUGUUCGCCUCUGUGGAAAUAUCCUAAAGGUUUGGAUGAUUGUUGGUCCUUUGAAGCAACACUUGUCCUGACCAUGGGAGUUCGAUUUUUAAAGGUGCUUUCAAUCAAGUUUGAUUUGAUUUGAUACUGUAUGAGUUUCACAGUGUGUAUCGCAGAUUUUCAAGGAUAACUCUGUUUGGCAUACCCUAACUAUGACCUCGUUUUGACCACCUCUCUCUCCCCCUCAGGCAUACAAUAUGACGUCGUACAGCAAGUGCAAGGCUAUGCAUAACCCUAAACCCACUCCCACGCUCUCCCUUUCUCUCUCCCCAUCUUCCCCCUCCCCACCCCCGUCCCUUCCCCUCAGGCAUAUGAAGCUGUACAGCAAGGCUGCGGCAGCCCUCAACAUGACAAUGCUGGAACACCAGGUGACCUUUGACCCUGAGGCCAGCUGGCUGAAGUUCCACCUGGGCAUCAACCGCUAUGCCCUGUACGCCCGUGACAACCCCGCCAUCACCCGCCUGCUACAAGACAUGCAGGCCACCACUGUCAUCAGCGCAGGUAUGACUUGUUGUAUGGGCGUUAUAACCAUUCAUAUAAGCGGUAUUCAUAUGAGCGUUAUAACAAUUCAUAUGAGCAUUAAAGUCACUGUCAACAGUGCAUGUAGGUGCUAUAGGACCUCAUGCUUUAAUAAUUAGCCAUCUAUAUAAUUGUUAUAGGUAUUCAUUGCAGAAAUGUCUUUAUGCAGAUUACACUCAAGAUGAAAAGGCCCUCAAAGGAGCGUGUGACUGUACCCAGGGUAAGGUCCUGUCUUGUCUACGUAUCUGCUCUGUUUUGUGUCUGCAUGAUUUGUGUGUUUUGUGUUUAACAUACAUUCCUUUUCAAAUGUUUUCCAUUAUGCUCUGGCGUGUCAAUGGUUGUUUUGAGGAGGACCGGGAGAAAAUGAGAGGGAAGAGAGAAUCAGUUGACACAGUCCUCUUCAUGACUGCUUCUUUUGUAGUUUUUUCUCCCUGUUUUUUGCUCCUCAGUCGUGCUAUCAGAGCCGAACACCCUGUUGCACCACUGACAAUACAUUUGUUUUCAUCCAAGCCCCAUAAAUUAGCAUCGUUUUAAUUUCUCAGACUCUCCGGAUCUUCAUAAGUCACAUCCUUGGAGGCAGAGAGAGGCUCAUUUAGUGUUCUUUAAAAAGCUUUAUCUCAGAGAGCAGGAGUGGGGUGAUGCCACAGAAUCCUACACACCAGAGAGUGGGGUGAUGCCACAGAAUCCUACACACCAGAGAGUGGGGUGAUGCCACAGAAUCCUACACACCAGAGAGUGGGGUGAUGCCACAGAAUCCUACACACCAGAGAGUGGGGUGAUGCCACAGAAUCCUACACACCAGAGAGUGGGGUGAUGCCACAGAAUCCUACACACCAGAGAGUGGGGUGAUGCCACAGAAUCCUACACACCGGCAGUCUCCACAGCAUAGCUAUACCUUCAAGCAACAAACAACUCAGAAUAUGGACACACACACACACGCUCACAGACAAACAGACAAACAGACAGACAGACAGACAGACACACAGACACACACACACACACACACACACACACACACCAAUCUCGCCUAACAGCAGCCGGAUGCAUUCUAAGAUUUGUAGCUCCUUCAACCACACUCUCUGAAAACACACUGAUGGCUCCAACCUCAGCAACAACACACACAAAUCCUCUAUUCCUCCGUCCUACUUUUAUUAUUAUAUGGCUUUUUCAACCAAUUAUUCUUGAACUGCUGAAAAGCAACAAUGUGCCCAUUGCUCUUCAAAGCUUGUUUUUGUCUGUUUGAUUCCCCUCCAGUUAAACACAGCAGAGAGAGAUUGUAAACUAUUAAUAAGAUACAGCUUCAGAAGACUGAGCUGAAUCAGCUGGAAUCAGGAGGAGAAGCGUGUGUCUUUAUGGAUACUGGUUAGGCAUGAAGAAACCCUGCUGAGGGUAGUCCUCCAUCUGUAGAACCAUUACAGCCUCUGUCAUUAUCUUAUCAUUGGGAACAGGUCCAGGCUGAAACAGAUGUAGAGCAGAGAAAAUAAUAUCGAACAGAGUCAACAAUAAACCCCAAGGAUUGGAGUUUCAAAAUAAACUUGGGUCAGAUUCCUGACCAACUAUGUGUUUUUUGGAUAGUUUUUUUAGUGAGCUAAGGUUGGCCAACACGCCAGACACAGCAGCUGAGGGCAGGUGGUUGGCGGAGUGGUCGGUUAGACAAAAUGAUUAAUUUAGUUCAUUUCCUGUCUGAUCCGUAAACGUCUUUCUCUCUCUCUCUCUCUCUCUCUCUCUCUCUCUCUCUCUCUCUCUCUCUCUCUCUCUCUCUCUUCUCUACUCUCUCUCUCUCGCUCUCUCUGUUCUUCUAAUGUUCUAUCUCUCUCUCUCUCUCUCUGUUUCUCUCUCUUUCUUUCUCUGCUCUCUCGGUCUCUCACUUUUUCUCUCUCUCUCUAUGUUUCUCUCUCUUUCUCCUCUCUUUCUCUCUGUCUAUCUCUCUCUCUCUAUUUCUCUCUCUCUUUCGCGCUCUGUCUAUCGCUCUCUCUCUCUCUUUCUGUUUCUCUCUCUUUCUCUCUCUGUCUAUCGCUCUCUAUCUCUCUCUCUGUUUCUCUCUCUUUCUUUCUCUCGCUCUCUGUCUCUCACUUUCUCUCUCUCUCUCUGUUUCUCUCUCUUUCUCUCUCUUUCUCUCUCUGUCUAUCGCUCUCUAUCUCUCUCUCUGUCUCUCUCUGUUUCUCUCUCUGUUUCUCUCUCUCUUUAUUUCUUUCUCUCUCUCUGUCUCUCUCUGUCUCUCUCUCUGUUUCUCUCUGUUUCUCUCUCUCUCUCUUGCUCUCUCUCUCUCUCUUUCCCUGUCUCUUAGUGGUAAAGCCCAGUGGACACCACCUCAAGCUGGCCCUGAAGAUGCAGAACUUUGGCAAGGCCAUGUUCAAACCCAUGAGGUGAAUGUUUCUGGGGAAAUCAAUCAGGGGGAGUGCUCUGGUUUGUAGUGAUAUUUUGAACAGUACUGUAGUUCUAUGAAUCAUUUGUUCCUCAGACAGCAGAGAGACCAGGAGACUCCUGAUGAUGUGUUCUACUUUGUCGACUUCCAGAGACACAACGCUGAGAUUGCUGCUUUUCACCUGGACAGGUAACCUUGGCAACCUGUACUCUCCUCAUAUUUACUUUGUUCUAUUCAACCUUUAUCUUACCAGGAAAUCUCUCAAGGAUUGAACCUAUUUUUUGACAAAGACAUUCCUUUUCCAUUCAGUUAUGGAAAAGCAUAAGAACCCUUCAAAUGGAAUGAUUUUCAAGAAUACUGUAUCUCCUACUGUAACUCCUACUGUAGCCCUACUGUAUAUGCUACUGUAUCUUCUACUGUAUCUCCUAUUGUAUCCCCUACUGUAUCUCCUACUGUAUCUCCUACUGUAUCCCCUACUGUAUCUCCUACUAUAUUGCCUACUGUAUCUCCUACUGUAACUCCUACUGUAGGCCCUACUGUACUCCUACUGUAUUCCCUAUUGUAACGCCAAGUGGUCUUCCAACAAACAGAGCCUGAAACUUCUACCUCCAUCUCUGUGAUUGUGAAAGAUAGUGUCCUUGGGAGAUUAUAGUCUCUCCGCUAUUUCAACAUGUCUCCUUCCCCAGCAAGGCAUUUGAUUUCCACACACAUAGGUGUAAUUACUUCUGUCUACUGUAAAGUCUCUCUAACCUCCAUACCUCCAGGUUACUGCACAUUAACUCAAGUGAGUCAUCAGUCAAAUACAGUCAUUACAGUCACAGCUUGUCAACCUAGAACCACACGAGACAUCAAGUCAAUGUGGUUGUUAUACCUUGGGACACAACAACAACAUGGAAGGGUGUAACUGGGUGUAGGCUAAAAACCACCAAUAAAGCUCAAAUAAGUUAAGUUAUUACGUCAAAUACAUUUUUACCUCACAAUUAGGGGUGUAACGAUCCAUCUACUACAUCGAUGUAUCGAUUUAUAUUCCUAUGAUCCAACUACAUCGAUCUGUGCUCGGCGAGUUGGCCUUUUGGACAACAUAUAUCAAUCUAACAUCGUUUUAAAAUGUAAUAAAUCGAUUGUAUCGAUACUAGGAAAUAACCCAUUGGAUUUAAGCACGUCAGACUUUAUAUGGAUGUUUUUUCUUAGCACUUUUAAUGAUAAAGGCUUUAAACAUUACUCGAUUCAGUCUGCCUAUCCGUGACGUCAUCGCCCCGUGCCAGCAGCAGCGCAAAGGCGCAAAGACAACAAAACAUAGCAUGGCGGACGACAGAGGAGAAGCCGACGAGCGAGAAAUUAUCAAGCCACCAUUGCGGUCCUUACAAGAAACAGGAAUCUAGGAAACUUCACCUGCACUGUCCAGUAUCCAGGUAUUUAUUUCAGUCACACUGGUUGAAUUUUUGGCUAAAAGGUUACUGAAUCGAUUUCAAGUCACUGAAUCGUUUCGGAUCGUAUCGUUCUAAAUGAACCAAUAUCGUCCUUGAAUCGUAUCGACAACCACGAAUCGUGAUACAAAUCGAAUCGUUGUUAAAACGAAUCGUUACACCCCUACUCACAAUAUAUCGUUUUGUAAAUUCACAUUUUAAUGAAGUGGCAAAGAAGAAAAGCAAAGAGUAAAUGUUCUGUUAUCAUUCCUUCAUUGAACACUGAGGCUCUACACUACAUGUUCUGUUAUCAUUCCUUCAUUGAACACCGUGGCUCUACACUACAUGUUCUGUUAUCAUUCCUUCAUUGAACACUGUGGCUCUACACUACAUGCUCUGUUAUCAUACCUUCAUUGAACACUGUGACUCUACACUACAGUACUGUCUAGCACUGAAUAUGUCUGGUCUGUCUGUGUGUUCCCACCACAGUCUCUGUCUCUGUGUCUCUGUCUCUGUCUCUCUGUCUCUCUGUCUCUCUGUCUCUGUCUCUCUGUCUCUCUGUCUCUCUGUCUCUGUGUCUCUGUCUCUGUGUCUCUGUGUCUCUGUCUCUCUGUCUCUCUGUGUCUCUGUGCUGUGUCUCUGUGCUGUGUCUCUGUGCUGUGUCCCUGUCUCUCUGUAUCUGUGUCUGUGUCUCUGUGUCUCUGUGUCUCUAUGCUGUGUCUCUAUGCUGUGUCCCUGUCUCUCUGUCUCUGUGUCUGUGUCUCUGUGUCUCUGUGUUUCUGUGUCUCUGUGCUGUGUCUCUGUCUCUGUCUCUGUGUCUCUGUGUCUCUGUGCUGUGUCUCUGUCUCUGUGUCUCUGUCUCUUUGUCUCUGUGUUGUGCCAGAGGCCUUAUCAUUAUCAGACCCAAUCAGCAGGUGAGAUACGCCAGCCCAGACAGCACCUCAAUAACAUCUCUUUAUCCAGCCUCAGAUACUGACUGAUGACUGUUAUUGAGACACACAGGCCUGUCAGACUGUUAAUAUGGCCCUGGGGGAAGUGGCUGUUGCUACACAUCAACACCUGCUAGAUUACACAGCGGAGAACAGAGACAAUCACAUAGGCGUUAUUAUGUAUACAAAUAAUUCAAGUUUAAUUAAUUUCCUGUGACUUUGUGUGUGUCAACUGAGGUGAGAGAUUGCAGGAGCUAUGAGUUCAUCUAACUUUCUAUUGUGUCUUCUGUUCAGAAUGGAACUCUUUCUUCUAGAACUGUGAGUCGUAGAAGAUGUAUGAGUUUGUGUUCAUCAGAAUGGAACUCUUUCUUCUAGAACUCUGAGUCGUAGAAGAUGUAUGAGUUUGUGUUCAUCAGAAUGGAACUCUUUCUUCUAGAACUCUGAGUCAUAGAAGAUGUAUGAGUUUGUGUUCAUCAGAAUGGAACUCUUUCUUCUAGAACUCUGAGUCGUAGAAGAUGUUUGAGUUUGUGUUCAUCAGAAUGGAACUCUUUCUUCUAGAACUCUGAGUCGUAGAAGAUGUAUGAGUUUGUGUUCAUCAGAAUGGAACUCUUUCUUCUAGAACUCUGAGUCGUAGAAGAUGUAUGAGUUUGUGUUCAUCAGAAUGGAACUCUUUCUUCUAGAACUCUGAGUCAUAGAAGAUGUAUGAGUUUGUGUUCAUCAGAAUGGAACUCUUUCUUCUAGAACUCUGAGUCGUAGAAGAUGUUUGAGUUUGUGUUCAUCAGAAUGGAACUCUUUCUUCUAGAACUCUGAGUCGUAGAAGAUGUUUGAGUUUGUGUUCAUCAGAAUGGAACUCUUCUCUUUCUCUCUUCUAGAAUCCUGGACUUCCGGAGGGUACCGCCGGUGGUGGGCAGGCUGGUGAACGUAACGGGGGAGAUUCUCCUGACCACUCACAACGAGGACCUAAGGAGUGUGUUCUUUACCUCUCCAGGUAGGCAUUACCCCUCCAUGUAUGCAUUACCUUGCUACCUAGGUCUUAAAUAAUCAGUCUAUGAUUAAAAGGCGAUGAUGAAAUCGGCGUAAUGCUGGUUUAAACUAAUCUAUAUCUAUGUAUAUUCUCUUCCAAACAGCGAACAACACCUGUUUCUUUGCCAAGUGUCUGUACGUGUGUAAGACAGAGUACGCUGUGUGUGGGAACCCUGACCUGCUGGAGGGCUCCAUGUCUGCCUACCUCCCCGGUCUCAGCAUCGCCCCUCGCAUCUCCAUCCCCAACCCCUGGAUACGAUCAUACACCUUCACUGGCAGGGAGGAGUAAGCAUUCAACCCUUAAACCUGAGACCUUAACCCUGAGACCUUAACCCUGAGACCUACACAUCUCUUCCUAUCUCCAUUUUACUGUUCAUUUAUGAUAAGUCAAUAUUGCAGACUGAACAUUCAUAUUGUUACAAUUCAUAUCUUGUUAUACUAUCUUGUUAUAAUAUCUUAUAAUAUCUUAUAAUAUAUUGUUAUGGUCUCCCGAGUGGCGCAGUGGUCUAAGGCACUGCAUCGCAGUGCUAGCUGUGCCACUAGAGAUCCUGGUUCGAAUCCAGGCUCUGUCGCACAAUUGGCCCAGCGUCGUCUAGGGUAGGGGAGGGAAUGGCCGGCAGGGAUGUAGCUCAGUUGGUAGAGCAUGGCGUUUGCAACGCCAGGGUUGUGGGUUCGAUUCCCACGGGGGUAUGAAAAAUAAAAAUAAUAAUGUAAGUCGCUCUGGAUAAGAGCGUCUGCUAAAUGACGUAAAUGUAAAUGUUAUAAUAUCUUGUUAUAAUCUGUCUGUCUCUACCAGGUGGGAGGUGAACCCCUUCUACUGUGACACCAUAAAGCAGCUGUAUCCCUACAACUCAGGGAACAGGUUGCUCAACAUCAUAGACAUGGCCAUCUUUGACUUCCUCAUUGGUACGUACUACCACCCAUCACCCCUGAUGGACCCCUGUCCUCAUCCCAUAUGACACCCUAUUACCUAUGUAGUGCACUAUCUUUGUCUAUACAGUGAAUAAUCAUGUUGUGUCCCAAAUGACUUCCAAUUACAGUGCUCUAAUUUUGUCUGUAGCCCUAUGUGAGUGAAUAUUUGUUCUUGGCACUCUCCCUCAGGUAACAUGGAUAGGCAUCAUUAUGAGAUCUUCACUAAGUUUGGCGAUGAAGGUUUCCUUCUUCACUUUGACAACGCCAAAGGGUGGGUACUAGAGUUGCUAUAUAUAACUUCAGUCAUUCUACCAUGGAAUAUUUGUCGUUCCCUUAUGAUGACAUCACUUCCUGUGUUUCAGGUUUGGGAAGCAUUCUCAUGAUGAGAUGUCCAUACUGGCUCCACUGUCACAGUGCUGCAUGUAAAUAUGGAGAGCAUACACUAGUCACUAACACAGAUUAACUGACACCAAUAUUUAACCUUUAUUGAAAAAACUUGGCAUGGCAACUGUCGAGUCAAGUCUCACUCUCCGCCCAUCUCUCCCACAUUCUCUCUCCCCCUCUACCCCCUCUCCCGCCACUCCUCACCUCUCAGUAUAAAGCAUUCCACGUUGCUGCGGCUGCAGCUCCUCUCACAGGACCACUAUAGGCUCAGUGACGUGAUGAGGGAAUCCCUGGGAGGAGACGCACUGCAGCCGGUUCUCGCUGAGCCCCACCUGCAGGCCCUAGACCGCCGGCUGCACCGCGUCCUGAAGACAGUCCACAGGUGUUUCCGCAGGCUGGGAGAAGCUCAGGUGAUCACGACAGACUUUAUUGAUACCUCCACCAUGCCUGAGUCUGUCAAACCAGUGGCUACGCCCAACAAGGAGAGGUAACUAAGGUUCCUAAGGAAUCCAAACUGAGGCAUGUGGCUCUGGUCAAAAGAAGUGCACUAUAAUAGAGGAAUAGGUUGACAUUUUGGAGGUAUCCCCAAGUCCUGCAAGGGAAGGUAACUAUAGACCAAGGACAGCCUGAGGAUCAUGAUGGCAGGUCACCCCGUCCUGUAAAAGCCGGAAGCACAGGGUCUGGUCUCUCUCACAGAGUAAUGCAUUCUGCACUAGUUUUCAGUGGCGUGUAUUCAUGGAUGCCAAGGGAAGCCAAGCUUCCCAGAAUAUUAGAAAAAUAUAUACAGUACCAGUCAAAAGUUUGGACACACAUACUCAUUCAAGGGUUUUUCUUUAUUUUUACUAUUUUCUACAUUGCAGAAUAAUAGUGAAGACAUCAAAACUAUGAAAUAACACAUAUGGAAUCAUGUACUAACCAAAAAAGUGUUAAACAAAUUAAAAUAUAUUUUAUAUUUGAGAUUCUUCAAAUAGCCACCCUUUGCCUUGAUGACAGCUUUUGCACACUCUUGGCAUUCUCUCAACCAGCUUCACCUGGAAUGCUUUUCCAACAGUCUUGAAGUAGUUCCCACAUAUGCUGAGCACUUGUUGGCUGCUUUUCCUUCACUCUGCGGUCCGACUCAUUGCAAACCAUCUCAACUGGGUUGGGGUUGGGGGAUUGUGGAGGCCAGGUCAUUUGAUGCAGCACUCCAUCACUCUCCUUCUUGGUGAAUAGACCUUACACAGCCUGGAGGUGUUUUGGGUCAUUGUCCUGUUGAAAAACAAAUGAUAGUCCCACUAAGCCCAAACCAGAUGGGAUGGCGUAUCGCUGCAGAAUGCUGUGGUAGCCAGCAAAGCACCCCCACACCAUAACACCUCCUACUCCAUGCUUUCGGUGGGAAAUACACAUGCGGAGAUCAUCCAUUCACUCAUACCGUGUCUCACAAAGACACAGCAGUUGGAACCAAAAAUCUCUAAUUUGGACUCCAGACCAAAGGACACAUUUCCACUGGUCUAAUGUCCGUUGCUUGUGUUUCUUGGCCCAAGCAAGUCUCUUCUUCUUAUUGGUAUCCUUUAGUAGUGGUUUCUUUGCAGCAAUUCGACCAUGAAGGCCUGAUUCACACAGUCUUCUCUGAACAGUUGAUGUUGAGAUCUGUCGGUUACUUGAACUCUGUGAAGCAUUUAUUUGGGCUGCAAUUUCGGAGGCUGGUAACCCUAAUGAACUUAUCCUCUGCAGCAGGGGUAACUCUGGGUCUUCCAUUCCUGUGGCGGUCCUCAUGAGAGCCAGUUUCAUCAUAGCACUUGAUGGUUUUUGCGACUGCACUUGAAGUUCUUGAAAUGUUCCGUAUUGACUGACCUUCAUGUCUUAAAGUAAUGAUGGACUGUUGUUUCUCUUUGCUUAUUUGAGCUGUUCUUGCCAUAAUACAGACUUGGUAUUUUACCAAAUAGGGCUAUCUUCUGUAUAGCCCCCCCUACCUUGUCACAACACAACUGAUUGGCUCAAACACAUUAAGAAGGAAAGAAAUUCCACAAAUUAACUUUUAAGAAGGCACACAUGUUAAUGGAAAUGCAUUCCAGGUGACUACUUCAUGAAGCUGGUUAAAAGAAUGCCAAGAGUGUGCAAAGCUGUCAUCAAGGUGGCUAUUUGAAGAAUCUCAAAUAUAAAGUACAUUUUGAUUUGUUUAACACUGUGUCUCAGUAUGUGUAGCCCAUGUAUCUGAUGCUGUCUGGACCAAAAGUGUAUGACAUGUUGCCGCCGUAGCAUUUGAUUGAUUGAUGCCAGCAAGCAUUUGACCUCCCUUGAUAAAAAAGUAUAAAAUAAUCAGUCAAUCAGCAUUGAGCUGAGCUCAACUGUGGGUUGUCCUGGCGCAGCAAAACGCCUCCAAGGGAGGUCAGUUUGGAUUUGGGUUCACACCAAUCAAAUCACAUCCUGAGCAAAACUUCAUUACUGUCAGAAAAACGUCUGUUUCUGGUCUGCUUGUGUUGAUGUCCUGCAGUAGCUAGCUUGCUAAAUCGGCCAUUUCCUAAGCCAUGGAUGGAGAUGGGGAUUUGGACUUGUGGUGAUGACUUUAUUCUCUUUACAGGCCAGUUGGUUACGACGGCAAUUCUGAUCUAACCAUAGAUCCAUAUGUUGUGCCACUGGCCUGAAACGAUUGGAGUUCAAUAUGUAGCCCAGAUGUAGUCUAGUAGGCUCACGUUAACUAGCUAGCUAACUUAGCUGGUUCAAGUUAGGCUAGCAAGCAUUUUAGCUAGGUAGCCUAUGAAAACUAAAACUAAAAGCGUACAAAACCGUAGACCGUUUUGCCAACAUGAAAGAGAGGAGGACAGCGUUCAACUAAUCUAGAAGUAGGGUGAGUCCCCAACAUUUUUUUUACUUGCGUGCGCACGCAAGCACGCACUCACACACGGACAGAAAUCAGUACCAUGGACAGCCACAUGAUAUUUAGCAACAUUGAUUGGACUAAAUUGUUUUUGGCAUCUUUAAGUUUGUUUUCAGUGUAUUAAACUAAGCAUAUAUAGCCUUGUUGAUUUGAUCAUGUUUAAGUUGAAAUGGUGCUGGAAUAGGGGAGGCAGUGCUCCCAUUGUCUUUGUGCUGACUUGCGGUAACUCAGUGAUUCUAAAUCAGUAGUUGUUUAGUAAACUAUUGAAAACAUUAACUUGCUUGAACAUGCUGCAGGUCAUAGAACUGUUUUUUACAUGCAAUAUUUGCUUUGUGGACUUCACCAGACAGAUGUUGCUCUCCGGUUUUGUGAUUGUGUAGUAAAAUGUAUUCCGCCACUGUGUGACUUGUCUUUUUGUUGUCACGGCCUUGGCCUUAUUGUAUAUCACGGUGACGUAUGAAUUAAUGGGUUAUAGAGCAAACAACGCAAUUAUCACAAUAUAGGUUUACCCUUAUACCACUUUACCCCUACCUACAUGUACAAAUUACCUCGACUACCUGUACCCCCGCACAUUGACUCGGUACUGGUACCCCCUGUAUAUAGCCUCGCUAUUGUUAUUUUAUUGUGUAACAUUUUAUUUUAUUUUUUACUUUAGUUUAUUUAGUAAAACUCUAUUUCUUGAACUGUUGGUUAAGGGCUUGUAAGUAAGCAUUUCACAGUAAGGUCUACUACACCUGUUGUGUUCAGCACAUGCGACAAAUAACAUUUUAUUUUAUUGGAAUAUGGCUUUUAUUCUGGUUUGGCUUGGCUUCCCAGUGAUUUUACACUGCUACUGCUAGUCUUUCAAGUCAAACCUUUGAAAUUAUACAGCCUGUUUUGUCAAUAGACAGCAGCACUGCUUUCCUGCACUGUCAAAAUGUCACCCGUGGCCUUGGGCUAUGUGGUCACCCGUAUGUCACCCAGUCCUCCCAGGCAUUGCACCCUCUCUGGAGAUCCCCUCUGCCUUGCAGUGCAUUGAAAUGGACCUACAGUAUGACUGCAUCCAAUGAGCCAAAUUACUGUGGAAGAAGCACUGGAUAAUGUAAGAUGAUUUCAGCCUCAUGCCCUUCUAUAGUAUCCAACAGUCAUGUGACAUCAAUAAAGACAUUUAGGGACAGCUUUUGAAAUUAAAUUGCUUUGAGUUCUAUGUAAGAAUGAUUUCACAUCGGUUUGGUAAAGUAAUAAUGUGCCAACAGAUGUUUUAUCAAAUAUAAAUGACUAAAUAAAGUUCUAAUUUUGGGUGAUUGUUUGAAGAAAACUCUGAUAUGAUGAACUUAGUGAUCACUUUCUGUUGUGUUGUUGUUUUGGUUGAUCUAGAUCCACAUUAGACUGUGAAUAGGUGAGUGAUGAGGAGUCAUUGACCAUGGGCCGCGGGGUACUUUGGAGUACAAACAAGACAUGUCAUCUUUGGGGGGAAGAGAGAGAAAGCGAUUUAAAAGAGGUUGUGACAGAGGAGGGGGUGAGGGGUUGUGGAGAAAGGCAGCAUCUAAUCCCUGUCUGUUUGUCUGUCUGUUCACCUGUCUGUCUUUCUGUCUCAUCAGGAGGUGUCUGUCUGUCUGUCUGUCUCAUCAAGAGCUGUCUGUCUGUGUCAUCAGGAGGUGUCUUUCUGUCUAAUCAGGAGGUGUCUGUCUGUCUGUCCAUCUGUCUGUCUAUCUGACUGUCUCAUCAAGAGCUGUCUCUCUCUCAUCAGGAAGUGUCCGUCUGUCUGACUGUCUCAUCAGGAAGUGUCUGUCUGUCUCAUCAGGUGACUGUCUGUCUGUCUGUCUGUCUCAUCAGGAGGUGUCCGUCUGACUGUCUGCCUCAACAGGAGGUAUCUGUCUGUCUGUCUCAUCAGGAGGUGUCCGUCUGA